GAGCUGCAGGCUUCGAUCCGGGACGUGAAGGAAGAGAAAAAGACCACAGAAGCGUUCAGCAGCCAAUUGGAGGGCAGGAUACGGGGCAUUGAAGAGAAAGCCCAUGAGUCUGAGAAGAAGCUCCAAGAGCAUGCGGAGAAGCACUUAGCAACGUCCUCUGCGUCAUCAAACCUCAAAGGACGAGCCGAGGCCAUGGAAAAAAGCCAGGAGGAGAUGAAAGAUAGGUUAAACAAGGCUGACAUAGCGAUCACAGACUACCGGGUCCUGGCAGCUGAGAACAAGCAGAACAUCGCAAAGCUGCUGGAGGUGGUCUCGAGUCCUGAUGUGCUGGUCAACAUGGAGUCUUCCAUCCUCGAGGUGACGAAAAUCAGCCAGCAGAACUCCAAGGCGCUCACCACGCUGACAGCUCAAUGCCAUGAGCUGUCCCAGCAAGAGCUGGAGGCGCAAAAGAACACUGAGCACCUUGGUGAGCAGCUAGUUUAUCUGGGCAAACGAGCUGGACGGAUGGAAACUGUUCUGGGCUUGGAUGAGAUGGACAAGGACGACGACGAUGCCAAGACUGGAGUGGUCUUCAAGAGUGGGAUCCUCCUAACAGAGCAGCAGCGCUGCAUGGUGCCCAGCUUCUUCCAGGAUGAGUAUGUAAGGUGGCGCGACUGUCAGUGCAACAGGGAUUGCUUCAAGAAUCAGAACUGUUGUUAUGAUUACGUUCAGCAGUGCAAGGGUGCGAAGAGUGCAGAUGCACCGGUUUUGGGAGCAUUGCCCAAAACUUCGGCGAUCAACAAGACCACAUCUUUCCGUGGAGCAACGACAGCCAAGCGGGGUAGCUGUGGUGAGUUCACCUGUGCAGAGACGUACGUCAGUUGGCGGCCUUGCCAGUGCAACAGCCUUUGCAAAGACUACGGCAACUGCUGCUCGGACUACCAAGCAGUGUGUUUGUCUCCGCCCGCACCUGCAAUUCCGGGGCCAGCUCCGCAACCGCCUGCUGUGACGCCGGAUUUGCCGGACACUAGCGGGCCGUCCGCACCCAUUACAGCUGUGCCUGUGGAGACGACACCACCGGCUCCUGCCAACGUGUAUGCCGUGAACGUGACUGCCCUUCCUUGGACAUGGAAGGAUGGGCUGAAUUCUCCUAGUGAGUCCCCUUUGCUGACUUUCUACAUGUACCGUGCAGUGUCGGACGAAGUGUACCCUCCUUUGAACACCAACCUGGGCAGCCUGCCGGGCGUCUUGUGGUACCUCCACCACGAGGUCGUGAUUCAAGCACCCCGCAAGUUCCAAAUUUCGCGAAUUCUGCGCUACAAGGUGCAGAUGCGUGCAACUGCACCACUUCUGCGGCUUGGGAUGCACUUCGGAGUUCGCCUGGCCUAUGACAAGGGGCAGGCCACCGGCCCCUUUGUUUGCGGGCGCACAAAUGUUACGAACAAGGACGGAACAACAGAAGGUUACAAGCCAAAGUUCUGUGGCGAUGGUGCAUUCAAGGCUCAGUAUCUUCCAGAUCUCAAGCCAUAUAAGAACGAGUAUGAGUAUUCCGCCUAUGGGUAUAACGUCGGCUGCAACAAGCUGGGGGAGUAUCCUUUCCCCAUGCACCCGGUGUACUAUCCGAAUGCCAUCUGGUACACCCUGCCUGGUGCCUGUCCGAACAAUCUCUACUACAACAAGGACAACUCCUGCCAGGCCAGUCAGCCAGGAGGCUACUGCCCCAACAUGGAGCCGAAUGGUAACGGCACGUGCACCUGGAACUACGAGGAUGCCGGUGAGAUCUCCCUCGAUGAGCUGGUGGGCAUCAAAGACUAUGCGUCGUGGAUGCAUAGCCACCGGGAGUAUGAUCCGGAAACCGAUGAAGGUGUCAAGUUCGGCUGGUGGAACGGAAUCAACAGUACCGCUGCCAACCAGGAGCGUGUGCGACAGGCUGCUGAGCUUUUUGACAGGAGGUAUCCAUACAUGCCAACAGUUGCCAAGCUUACCAAUCCUCCUUGCGACUUCGAUUUCGGCUACUUCUACAAGGAGUGGUACCGCAAGGACGGCUACAGCGGACCGUGUGGACCUCCUAAUGCCCACUGCAAAGGUGGCAUUUGGUGGAUUCGCCACGAAGGCCUCAGACUGCAUCCGAAGUGGUACGUGCCACUCUCCACCUCUGCUAGCGACGAUGACAUCCAGCGCCUGCUGUAUCAGCUAGGCGAGAAUGAGCAGAUUGCCGCCUUCCAGCAAACUUUCCACGAGUUCGACCUGGAUGGCUCCGGCACCAUCAGCGUUUCGGAGCUGACCGCAGUCUUGCACCAGAUCGGCCUGGAGCCACCCAUGGAUAUCGUCUUCGCCAUGCUAGAGGCGAUAGACAUUGACAAGAGCGGCGACAUCGACUUUGACGAGUUCUGCGCUCUCUUGACGAGAAUGCUGGGCCCCGAUGGCAAGGUGGACAUCGACAGGAUGCUUCGCAGUAUGUUCGACAGCAUGUCCUACGAAGCAAAGCAAAGGAAGGCUGUGGAGACAGUCAUCCUGCACACGACGGAGCUUCGAGAGCACAAGGACAUGAUCUUCCAGGAGCAGUCGAAGCUGGAAGGGGUGGGUGACCAGGUCUCCAACCUUCAGGGUGGCUACGACAUCUUGGCCGAGGAGGUGAAAAAGCUUCGGCAAGGCCUAGAGCUGAAUCAAGAGUACUGGCGUGGAUUCUCGCGCGGGUUGAAGGAGACGAGAAAGACGGUGUAUGCCGAGGGCCAAGAGGUACCGCUUCCCAGCGCGCAGAAGCUGAGGAGCACGCUUCCUCCGCUGACGGCGAGGCCGUCGACGGCACAAACUGCGUCAACGACGGCACAAACCGCCGGAUAUUCAACUUUCUGA
Molecule: messenger RNA, 2835 nt
Organism: Symbiodinium sp. CCMP2456
Lineage: Eukaryota; Dinophyceae; Suessiales; Symbiodiniaceae
Source: the annotation of a GenBank genome assembly